CCACUCCCGCGCGCUCCUCCGCUCGCUCGCGCCGAGGAAAACGUUGCGCAGGUUCAAAAAUGGAACGUCGUCGGCGUGAGGGAGUGCGAGGGGGUGUGCGCGCGUGCGCGUGCGCGUGCGCGCCCGGGCGAGGGUGACCGGGACCCCGCCGCCGGCCCGAGCAUCGCGCGCCGCAGCCGCGGGCCCGCAGCUCCGCCCCCGGCCCGGCCCGGCCCGGCCCCGGGCCCGCUCGUCCGCCGCCCCGCAUGGAGCUGUCAGCCAUCGGCGAGCAGGUGUUCGCCGUGGAAAGCAUCCGGAAGAAGCGCGUGCGGAAGGGUAAAGUCGAGUAUCUGGUGAAGUGGAAAGGAUGGCCCCCAAAGUACAGCACGUGGGAGCCAGAGGAGCACAUCCUGGACCCCCGCCUGGUCAUGGCCUAUGAGGAGAAGGAGGAGAGAGACCGAGCGUCGGGGUAUAGGAAGAGAGGUCCGAAACCCAAGCGGCUUCUGCUGCAGCGGCUGUACAGCAUGGACCUGCGGAGCUCCCACAAGGCCCAGGGCAAGGAGAAGCUCUGCUUCUCCCUGACGUGCCCACUCGGCAGCGGGAGCCCCGAGGGGGUGGUCAAGGCGGGGGCGCCUGAGCUGGUGGACAAGGGCCCCUUGGUGCCCACUCUGCCCUUCCCGCUCCGCAAGCCCCGAAAGGCCCACAAGUACCUGCGGCUCUCACGCAAGAAGUUCCCGCCCCGCGGGCCCAACCUGGAGAGUCACAGCCAUCCACGGGAGCUCUUCCUGCAGGAGGCACCGGCACCGGACGUCCUGCAGGCAGCCAGCGAGUGGGAGCCUGCUGAGCCGCCCCCCGAAGAGGAGGUAGCAGAUGCAGACCUGGCCGAGGGACCCCCUCCCUGGACACCCGCGCUCCCCACAAGUGAAGUGACCGUGACAGACAUCACCGCCAACUCCAUCACCGUCACCUUCCGCGAGGCCCAGGCCGCUGAGGGCUUCUUCCGAGACCGAGGCCGAGACCGAGGCCGCAGCGGAAAGUUCUGAGUCUCCGUUUUUACUUCUUAGACUGUUUUCUUUGGGGCUCGGGGUGGGGACUUCCAGAGGGGAGGAGGGGUCUAGGGAGGGUAAUUAUUUUAUUUAAAAAUACGAAACGGGAGGAGGGGGAAGAUCCCAACACUCUCCCACCAUCCUCCCCGUGCUCUGUGGGGGAGGUUUACAGAGAGGCCUCCGGGUCUGUUUCUGGCAGGGGCGGGUACCUGGCACUGCUCUGUCAGUUUGGGUACCAUCUCCAGAGCAGAAUGGAGACAGGGCCACCCCUGCACACCUCCAUCGCCCUUCUCCCCAGACACAGAGCUGGCCCUGGGAACCAACCAACCGCAGGAGUCCGGCCUCCCCCUCACGGCGCCCAGCCCUGAGGCUGAUUUUGCCUUUGCCUCUCUGGCAGGAAGGGGUCUGUAUUUUUAUCUUUGCACUCCAGCUUGAGGUGGGAUGGCGGCUCCUUUGCCCAGAGGGAGGGUCAGAGAGAAGGGCCAAAGGAAGGGGUAGAGAUGGCUGCAGUGUCCUGAGUCCGUACCCUUCAGAGAGGCCUCUACUUUCCCUGGGGCAGCUGCCAGCCGAGGCCUCCUGCUGAGAGCUUCCCCAGUCCCACCCUCCCCAGCUGCACCCGGGUGCGCGCACCCUGCCCUCCUGCCCCAUGAGUGUGUGCAUGUAACUGCAGACGUGUGCGAUGGGUCCUGCAAAUCUCUUGUUUAGAAACCUUAUCAGGUGAAUGUGAGGUGAUCACAGCACAAAAGAACUUGUCACGGGCACCACACACUCACCCCACCUGGCAUAGCCCAUCACGUGACCAGAUCUGGCCCUACUCCGCUCUUCGUUUGCUGGAAGCUAUCGGCAGGGUCUGGCAUGGCAGAUGUCCUCUGCUGCUCUGGGCAGACCUGUGUGGCUUCGCCGGGCCAGCUGCCGGCGUGGGGUGGGGGCGUCUGCAGGUGGACCUGCGCUUCCUCCUGGGGGGCUCUGUUCUCUCUGACUCAGGUGACCUUUCAGCCCUUCCCACUCCCCUCUUCUGCCCUCUCCUCAGCUCAGCCAAUGGUGGAUGUGGGUGGUCAGGGAGGGAGGGAGUCCCACCACCUUCUCAGGGCAGCCUCAACUCCCUCCAUCCCUCCUCCUUGCAUCCUGUGCCCCCUCUGCACCCCACAUGCCGAAGCUGGGCUGGCCUGUGUUCUGUGGUGGGGCCUCUGCCGUGUCUUCCUGCAGUCAGGCUGCGGGGGGGGGGGGGGGGGCAGGCUGUGCACAAGCCCAGGCCGCCUCCAGCACAGGCUGUGUCUGCCAGCGGGAGGGCACUCACUUUCUAGUUUGCACCAAUGUGCCCUGUGGACUGGUAACUCCCCUGGCAGUGAGGAGUGGCUUCUGCCCAUCCCAGCCCUGUAGGCAGAAAAGGCCACAAGGCGGGGAUGGGGGGCAGUGGGGGGGUGGGGGGGGCUGGAAGUGCAGGAGGGCAAGUACAAGCCUGGCCUCCACCCUCUGCCAUUCUGCCUGCCCUCCAGGGCCGCCCUCCCGCUGUGUCCUGAGGCAGGAUAGGGCUAUUCCUUCCCCAAGCCCCCCUCCCCAGUUCCCAAACCAAAGACACCGCACCCCAUUUCUGCGUUGGGUGCCCUGUUGGCAAGAUUCUCAAAUCCCUGGUCUCUCUCCCCUUCUUCCUUAUUUCUUCACUGUCCAGGGUCAAUUCAGUGCUUCCAUUGGGGACAGUCCCCUCUGGGGGUGACUUGAUUCACCCCAGCCUGGGGAGUUGAAUCUAGAGGUUCAAGUGGGGGUGGGUCAGGGGAAGGAGGGGCGGCUGUGCCCCUGGGAGGGAAAGGCAGCUGGAGUUGGGACCUUCCCAGGACAGAGGCUCCCAGCCGAGGCGAGGCGUGGAGGGGGGUGGGCUGGGAGGUCUCUAGUGGAAUACUGUUUGCUCAUGGCUUUGGGACAGGCUGGCAGCUUCUAGUAUAAGUCAUACUCAUUCCCCAGGGGACACAGGACCUCGUCCUGGCUCAUGGGCCCUCCCAGAGAGUGUGUUAGGUCCGCACCACCAGGAGCCAGGCCAAGAGACAGAGUUUAAGAAAGUUUACGUUCUCGCCACGGGCUGAGCCCUGUAUGCCCGCGUCAGUGAGGGAGUGUUUGUGUUUCCUUAUACAGGCCGGGGUCAGGGCUGCUGCCUGAGCAGGACGUCCUUGGAAGACAGCAGGGUGUCUGGGGAGGGGGCACGUGUCCACCAGAGGGAGUGCCGGAGUCGGCGGGGAGUGGAUCUUAUUUUGCUUCUGCAGGUGCAGGCUGUUUGCUUCAAGCUAUGGGAAACACUGUAACAACAUCUCAGAAACAUGUCCAAGGAGGGGCCGGGCAGUGCGUCCCGAUAAGCUGUGUGUGUAGAAUUUGCAGAAUCGGGGUGUGGGGGCCUGUUGUGGAAUGAGGCAGCAACAACCAAACCCUUCUUGCCUCUGACUCAGCUCUUUCUGGCCCACGGGUGUCCUUUCUGGCCCACGGACAGGUCAGUUUUCUGUGUCUCAGAGAGGGCUGACCCUGCAGAGCCUGCUCCCUGGGGGGAAGGGCUGUGGCCUGUUAGGACCCCGCCCCCAGCACAUAGACCUCAAUGAGGGGUUGGGUGUGGCCUCCUCCCAGCCCUGAGUGUCCCCGCCUCCCACCUCCCCACCUCGCCUCGCUUCCACACUGAAGGCCAGAACUCCAGGGAUUGGAUGCUUCGAAAGAUUGGACCUCCUGCCUCCCUUGGCCCACCCCCACUCAAAUGUACUCCCCCCCUCCCCCCCGCCCGUGGGAUCAGGCAAGGCCACUCCUCAUGCAGCAGCCGAGCCCAUGAUCAUCACCCCAUCGAGCCGUUGCCAACGUCCCCUCCUCCCCUGCUGGGGAAGGCGCUAUGCUUCUGCGUAGCUUCGCUUUAGAAGUGGCCAGCCUGGCCUCCAGGUCUCAGCACAAGAAGGCUUCCUUUGCACAGAAUGAGCAGUGAGCUUUGUUCAGACGAAAUGAAUGUAUUGGGAGGGGCUGGCACGAACCGUCCCCAGCACCUGCCUCUUGUGAGUGGGUGCGUGCUGGGGGAGCCGGAGUGGAUGCAGAGCUCGGUUUAUUUUUGUACUGAUAUUGGUAACAGACUGUAUAGCAUCUAUUUAUUUAGAUGAUUUAUCUGGUAAAUGAGGCAAAAACUAUUAAAAACACAUUAAAGAUGAUUUUUAAAAAGGUGA
Myotis daubentonii (Daubenton's bat) is the source of this 4207-nucleotide messenger RNA. RefSeq names its product chromobox 7 (gene CBX7). Gene Ontology annotation, cellular component: PRC1 complex. Gene Ontology annotation, biological process: negative regulation of transcription by RNA polymerase II. Lineage: Eukaryota; Metazoa; Chordata; Mammalia; Chiroptera; Vespertilionidae. The record is from RefSeq and is a predicted model, not a curated record.